Molecule: messenger RNA, 2037 nt
Organism: Cladophialophora psammophila CBS 110553
Lineage: Eukaryota; Fungi; Ascomycota; Eurotiomycetes; Chaetothyriales; Herpotrichiellaceae
Exons: 1
Coding region: 1-2037 (678 amino acids)
Biological process (GO): regulation of DNA-templated transcription
Cellular component (GO): nucleus
Molecular function (GO): DNA-binding transcription factor activity, RNA polymerase II-specific; transcription cis-regulatory region binding; zinc ion binding
Source: RefSeq, a predicted model, not a curated record
AUGAACAACGUUGUGGGAAGGAUCAAAAAAGCAGAGCGUGCUUGUAAACCUUGCCGCGAUCUCAAGGUCCGGUGCCUGCCUUGCGUGGAGAGGGAUGACAUCUGCCAAAAGUGCAAGCGAUCGGGAGCACGCUGUGUCUUCGAGGAAGCGAAACCACGGAAGAAGCGGAGGAUUCCUGGUGACCUCGACACCGUGACCGCACGGCAAGCGAAAGUGGCCGAAUUGACAGCGCAACCAGAGAGCAGCCUCGGCGCGACGCAAAUUGACGCAAAUCUGCAAAGGUCGCGCACGUCUGGGGGAAGGAUAUCAUUGGCUGGCGCAAAUGGUUGUCUUGGGCAUGGUACUGGACUUUACGAGGAUUCAAGCAGCCAUGUCGAGUGUGCUUAUUCAACAGCCACUGUGCCCAACGGCCACGACGUGCGCAAUACGCAACAUAUGCCGGCCGGAGAAUGGUUAUUCGGAAACGCCGUCCUUGCACAAGACAAAGCGGCUUCAUAUCUAUCCAAAUACCAGAAAAUGUGCGCGUAUUUCCCAUUCGUCCCCAUACCGGAAAAGGUCUCGAUCGAGGAACUGGCGGCAACUCAGCCAUUCACCCUACAUGCUAUACUCAUGGUCUCGUCCGAUGAGAACAAGGACUUACAAAGAAUGCUUGAAAAGAGCUUCCGAGACCAAAUCCUACGGACAGUCAUGAUUGAUGGCGAGAGGAGCAUCGAUCUCCUUAUGGCCCUGAUUGUCUACCUGGCCUGGUACCACUUCUUCUACAUUCCUAUCAAGCAGCAGUUCUACCAGACGCUUCAGAUUGCCAUCAGCAUUUGCGUCGACUUGAAACUCGACCGGCCUCCAGAAACGGCCACUUUGAGCACACUUCAACGAGGACGGAGUCUUGAGGACCCGUUACUUCCUGAUGCAACGAGUGAUCAAUUCUACAGCAGGUCUGCUAGACGUGCAUACGUCGGAUGCUAUUGUCUUGCCACGAUCACGUCUUGGAUUUGGUGCAAACCGAGCAACUUCCAUUGCACCAACUACCUUUUGCGAUGCGCCCGGUCACUCUCAGAUGAGCCAGAGUACGUUACAGAUACUAUGAUAUCGCCACUUCUUCAAACGUAUGUGUAUGGAAACGAUCAACAUCGUGCCUACCUGCCCACAAAAUUUGAUUAUUCAAGUUCGAUCAGUCUAGCUCAGAUGGAGGCCAAUCUGAACAGGUUUCAAGAGAGACUGGACAAGAUCCAGUCAAAAGAGCAGUCAAAAUGUGUGCCGCUGAAUUUGGCACGCUUGUACGCCGCUUCAUAUGGCCAUGAAAUGAACCUCCUGAAUCCCUGCAAUCAUCCGCUGUCGAGUGACUCGGAAGAAAUAAUAGCCCUGACCACCAGCCGUCGAGAGUGUCUGAUGUUCUGUUUGCAUUCUGCCUCGAAAGCAUUUGAGACAUUCCUCUCGCUGCCUCUUGAGGAAUACCCAAAGUUGUCAAUUCUGCAGUGGUGGGCUUUGAUAUGCAACACAGCAUAUCUCUAUCGUCUGUGCCUGGGUAUUCCCCAGCUUCCCGAAUGGGACAUCCGAGUCGCCCGGGAUGCUGCCAAGCUGGACAUAUACCUCGACCUUCUGUGCUACCGUUUGGAGCGGGCUACAGGAUCUACGCUCGAGGAGCCUAGUGGGCGGGACCUGUAUUCCCUGCUGUGCCCCAUAUUCACCAAUGUCAAGCGCAGCUACGAACGACUAAAAACACUCCCCAAGUCUCUGAGCUCAAGUGACAGGCAACCUGUCCAUGCAAAUGCAUUCUCGGAAGGACCGGAAAAGACCGUUCGGAAAUCGGCUACACACCAAAGUCGCUGUCCUGCAUUCAGGUAUGUGUCCCGAGCGGCAGACGUUGGUCUCAGUCCAGCCGGUGAUGAUGGAGACUCGAAUAGACUACCUGAAAUGUCAGACAUCGACAUGUUCUUGAACUCUGGCGUGUUCGAGUGCGAUACCACAUGGCUAGGUGGAAUGCCGCAGUGUAACUUAAGCCCUUUCAAUCUGGACAACGAGCACUUGUACCCGGCGUAA